Messenger RNA from Plasmodium cynomolgi strain B, 1338 nucleotides. RefSeq lists its product as hypothetical. The annotation marks the transcript as partial. The transcript has a single exon. Lineage: Eukaryota; Apicomplexa; Aconoidasida; Haemosporida; Plasmodiidae. The record is from RefSeq and is a predicted model, not a curated record.
GAGCGAAGGGAAUAAUAUAACUACUUUCGUCCAGUGGAUCGAUAGCAUCCUCACCUCGGACAUCUUGGUAAACGCCAGUUUUUUGCGCAUAGAAGAUGAGAAGGGGAAGAAGAGGAAGCGACAGGAAAGUCUCGAGGAGGCGGCAGCAGCAGACAAGGUGAGAAACGCAAAACGGUUUCGAUGCGAAAAUGCGGAAAAUGCGAGCAAAACGUUGGAGGGGGAUGAGGAGGACAGAGGAAACUAUCACAGAGGGGGAAAUAACCAAGUUGCCAGCCCCCCCCUUUACCGAAAUGUUAAAAGGUCGACACAGCUGUACCCUUUAGAACCUGAUGAGAGCAUAAUGUUUUUUCAGGCAAAUCAAGAAAAUGAGCUUAUCGAUAGGGACAGAAUGCUUCCCAGGGGGAAACCCCCAAAUGAUGAUUCUUCCUCAUGUGAUAUAUCCGAAAUAGAAAGCGACGAAGAAUCCGAUGAAGGGAUGGUGAAGUCGGGGAGUAAGGAUGCACAAGAAAGGAAUCCACUCAUUGUUAAGCAAAAUUACGCAGAGGGGGGCAGCGAGUAUGUGCAUACUCAUGUGGAGGUAAAAGGAGGCGUUUCUGGCCUAUUUGUCUACGAUAUAACGAGCAGUCUUAUGUUUUAUUCGUCGGAUGAGGAUCACUACGAUGGGGAAGACGGUGGUGGGAAAGACUGUGCGGGGGGUGGUGAACAGAGUGCUGGCGAGGGAACAUCCAGGAGGCACAACUAUGAAUCCUUUUGCCUAAACUACGAUAAGAUGGAAAAAAAUAUAACUACUAUGAGGGAGAUGGACGAUGAAUUUUACUACUUAUCAAGGCAGGACCACCAGCAAGGGGAGGGUGUGAAGGAUCGGGAUGACACUCGAACAGUUGUUCCCGCUGUCACUGCAAAGGUUGACAGGGAAAACAACCCCCCCCGCGAGGAUAAUGUGCACACUGGCGGAAAAACGGCCACCGGCAGCAAUGAUAACAAUUGGGCGACCAACCGGGAGGAAGGCAACAACGUUAGCAAUAGCAAUGCCACGAAUUUGAAGGGAGGCGAGAGGACGAAGAAGCAGGAGGAAGCAUUCCCAAAGAAUGCGGCCACGAAUUUCUCCUUCUGGAAUGUAGCACACCAAACGUACGUAACAAGACCUCUGUACGCACAACACUUGAAAAAGGAGCAAGUCUCAUUAUUGGAUGAAUCUGAAGAAAUGGUCAAAAGCUUUUCCGUUAAUAAGUACUCCAUAAAAUUUGUGCCUAGACAUUUGCUUUAUGUGGUGAGUCAAGUAGCAUCCAGGACGUUUUUCGACCCCCUAUAUCGGAAGAAGUUGUUUCGUCAUUAUUA